Anopheles coustani is the source of this 2082-nucleotide messenger RNA. RefSeq lists its product as uncharacterized. Bases 1 to 2082 code for a protein of 693 amino acids. The transcript has 5 exons. The record is from RefSeq and is a predicted model, not a curated record. NCBI's taxonomy places the organism in Eukaryota, Metazoa, Arthropoda, Insecta, Diptera, Culicidae.
AUGAUUGACAGCAUUGGUGCCAACCGGGAUGCGAGUAACCUUUGUGAAGAUCAGGUAACCAACCCUGGUGGGAACUUGGGUCGUAUGCUGACAGGGAAAGGGGGGCGUCUACAGGGUACGCUCUGUGGGCGCUUUGUGAGCGUCUGUUCACCAGUGGUGCGGCUCACCAAUCUCCACGAGCGUCUGUUCUCCAAUAGGAGCGGUUCGGAACAGCGUCUGAUCUCCAGUGGAGCGGCUGAAGCUGAAAUGCGGAACCUCGUCAGCUAUACCCAAGGUGGCAAUCCCAUCACGAGGUCCUCCCGCGGAAUGGUUGUCCGCAGCACCUUCUUUCCUCGCAAGGAUAUCCACAAGGCUACCUGGAGAUCACCGGACCUACGUACCUGCAACCAAAUCGACCACGUGCUAAUUGACGGCCGCUUUUUCUCGGACGUCACGAACAUUCGCAGCUAUCGGCAGCCUAAUGUGAGUUCUGACCACUAUCUACUCGGUGUCUGCAUGCGAUCAAAGCUAGCAAUGAUCUACAAACCCCGGGUCGCUAGAGCGCACCGCUUCAACAUUGACCUGCUAAAGGAUAAUGAAGUGGCUGUGCGCUACGGUCAGACUCUAGAGGCGGCACUUCCAUCAGAGGAUGAGGCCUCUACUGCACCAAUGGAGGAGGUAUGGACUAAAAUUCGCCAUGCAGUGGAAAGUUCAGCUUCCAGCAGUCUGGGUGCUAGAACGAGGUCACGAACAUCAGACUGGUUUGAUGCGGAGUGUCAGCUGCUCGCUGACCAGAAGAACUUUGCCUGGGGUAGAAUGCUCCAAGCUGGAACGAGAGCCAACGUGGAGCAGUCUAGUGAGCCUGCCAUAGACAUGUGCCGGGAUAGGGAGGGUGGAUUGCUCACCAGCUCUGGCGAGGUGGUUGAAAGGUGGAGGCAGCACUUCGAGGAGCACCUAAAUGGGGUUAACUUGAAUAGGAGCAUGGAUGCGGAAGUACCACUUGGGGCACCUGGGCACGAUGAUGAUUACCCGGUUCCAUCCCUGUACGAAGUCGUGCAAGUGAUGCGGAAGCUUAAAAGCAACCGAGCUGCGGGUGAUGAUCAGCUCUCUGGUGAGCUCUUCCAGCACGGAGGGGAGAGCCUAGCUCGAGUGCUUCAUUUGGUGAUCGGCAAAGUUUGGGAGAUGGAAGAACUACCCCAGGACUGGAUGACCGGUGUCGUUGUACCGGUCUUCAAAAAAGGGGAUAGGUUGGACUGCGAGAACUACCGUGGCAUUACCAUACCAAAUGCCGCCUAUAAGAUCUUCUCUCAACUUUUGCUCCACCGGUUGCUGCCCCUGGCCGAAAACUUUGUUGGGGAGUAUCAAGCCGGCUUCAUGGAUGGACGCUCGACAACUGACCAGCUGUUUACGCUCCGGCAGAUUUUACAAAAAUGCCGUGAGUAUAACUGCAGAACACAUCACGUCUUCAUUGACUUCAAGGCGGCCUAUGACAGCAUUGACCGGCAACAGCUGUGGAUGCUGAUGAAGGAGUUUCAGUUUCCGAACAAGCUGAUCAGGCUGUGUAGGGCGACUAUGGGCAAUGUGAUGUGUUCUGUAAGGGUCGGUGGUGUCGCGUCCGCUCAGUUUGCUUCCCAGAGAGGGCUGAGGCAAGGGGAUAGCCUUUCAUGUAUCCUGUUCAACGUGGCCUUAGAAGGUGUGAUAAGGCGAGUAGGCAUCGACACGCGAGGUACCAUCUUCUGGCGCUCAAUUCAACUCCUGGGCUACGCGGACGACAUUGACAUUGUUGCGAUCAACAAGAGGACGGUUGCGGAAACGUAUGCUGGACUUAAGUCAGAAGCUCAGCGAGUUGGACUCCAGAUCAACACGUCAAAGACAAAAUACAUGCAAGGAUUAGGGUCUAGGGAUAACACCCCAGAUACCUUUCCCGGCAUCACCUUGGAUAACGACACUCUGGAGGAGGUGGACUCAUUCGUAUACCUUGGAUCCCAAGUCACAUGUGACUCGGACACAUCCUUGGAAAUUCGGAGGCGCAUCCUCGCUGGAAAUCGCACCUUCUGUAGUCUACUAUCUAACUACAGUUCCUAUUACUAUAAAUUCCUAUAA